Messenger RNA from Aspergillus caelatus, 1002 nucleotides. RefSeq lists its product as uncharacterized. The transcript has 3 exons. NCBI's taxonomy places the organism in Eukaryota, Fungi, Ascomycota, Eurotiomycetes, Eurotiales, Aspergillaceae. The record is from RefSeq and is a predicted model, not a curated record. Bases 1 to 1002 code for a protein of 333 amino acids.
AUGGGUUCAAGUCAUGAAAACCGACAGCUUGAGAAAUCAGGUCCGGCUAGAGUAUUGGCUUGUUAUGUUUACGCCGUAUUUGUUCCUAUGUUUGCAUUUGCCAUCGUUCAAACCCUGACCCUACCAUCUCAUCGAGAAGUUAAAUUCCUGCUGCAUAGAAUCGACCAUGGCCUCUACCUUCUCCACGGUCUCGAAUUGGUCAUGCCGGUAGCCUGGGUUCUGCUAGUUCUGGCAUUCAUUAUAUUCUUCCUUUUCGGGGCAAGAGAAUUGUAUCUUGCAGCCAUGGGGAUGCUGAAGCUAUCCCUGACCGCUAUUAUUUUGGCCGGGGUAGCGAUGCAGUCAAAAGUCCUCCCAAGCUCCUUUGGUGGUUGCAAUAGCUUAGCGACAAGUUGGCGUGAGGCCUUGCCAAUGGACAUGAGGGACUCUUCUACAGGCAGCGAAGCCUCGCUGCAUUCUGCCUGCAAGAAAAUGGUUGAGCAUUGGGCAUUCGCGGUUGCCGUGGUGAUUUUUUACAUUCCCUAUGCCUCACUCAUGAUCUUUCAUGGCGUUCGAGGAAUCUUGCAUCCCCGUCCGCGUCGUCGGUGGUCUUCUAAGACUAGUAGAUCUCUCAGAAUUCAAGCGGCAAUUUAUUUCGCGCUCAAGUACAUAGCAAAGGUGUUUCGGCGACUGAAACCGCGAACUCGAAAGCCACCAACGCACGUCAUGACGCGGCAGGGUGACGGGAUUAAUCGGCGCUCGAAAAUCUUUACUGGCCUCCGUCGUCAUAAAAGGUCCACUAGCUUGCCUACACGUGUCCUGCCUUCGAACGUGCUUCUCAAGAUUGCUUCAUAUGCUCAUUAUGUGGAUAUAGUCAAUUUACACACUGCCUACGAUAAGCUAUUCCUCGCUUAUAUCGGGGCUGGAGAUGUGGAGUCGAAGCUUGAGGAGCUUCGAAUGUAUACCUGUUUAUCAGAGGCCAAACAAGAGUGCAGGCUCUGCAGUGCGCAAAUAUGCGAGGUAUGA